Molecule: messenger RNA, 1384 nt
Organism: Amoebophrya sp. A25
Lineage: Eukaryota; Dinophyceae; Syndiniales; Amoebophryaceae
Source: the annotation of a GenBank genome assembly
CGGUGAUAGAAAUGUGUUUUUUGCGGAAUUCGGCAACGACAACCAGUGGAAAAUGCCACUCGGUGAAGUUUCUGAGGUGCAAGGCACUUGGUUGAAGCACUCAGGACCAAAAGGUAUUUUGGUUGGUAUGCCAAGUGUAGAAGAUCAUUCUUUUUUUGCAAGCAGAUGAUCAUCUUGAGUCAAAUGGACGUGCGCCUUCAAAUGACACUUUUUUGAUGGGCCAUUUUCACCUUCAUCUGCUCACAGACAUUCACAAUGUAUAAACAUCACAGCUCCACCAUGGCGUUGGCGUCGUCCUGCAGUGUUUCCUCGUGUCCCAUGGCCAGAAUGGGGGACUCGCGUCCUCAUCAACACAGCUGGCAUGGUUGGUUCUCGUGGCAUUUCUCUAGGCAUAGCAAUCUUUGCGGUUGAAGAAGUCACGCCACCGAAACCGGAUCCUAAGGCGUUAGUUGGCACGAAUAAGAAGAAGAAAGCCGCAGCAGCUCCACCACCAGAAAGUCUGCCACCAGCCAGAGUCGCAAAGAUGUGGGAAGGUGGUUUGUUUAUUAACACGACAUUAGCAUCUUCAACAGGGACAGCAGCGGCAGCAGGGUCUUCUUCUUCUUCUUCUUCUUCUUCUACAAAAGAGUCCCAUCAUGGCUCUUUCGUAGUCGCGAGUGGAGCAGGAGACAGGAGCGGAGCAGCGUCUGCUCGUAGCAGUGUCACGGGCUUGGAUCUUCACGCAAGAGACAAGAGGUGCGGUUCAUCUUCACAGCUGAAGCUUCCUCCAGCUCAUCAGUUUGGGAUGAAGAGUAGUCUUGUGGCUCUAGCAGAUUUUUCGAACACGAGUAAUAAUCAGCCGCCUGUCCACAACGCGUCGACAGGAGGCAUGGCGAACUUGGCGGCUGCGAUCUUAGCUCUCCGCAUUUGCAAAGAUUUAGGGUUGGCGAAAAAGAACAUCCUAAUCGCCUCAGAUCAGUUGGUUGCGACUGCGUUGCUGUCAAAUCGGAGUGGCCACUACGUGAACUCCAUGUUCGAGGACUUGAUAGGAGGAAGCGGCAGCGACGGAGACGUGAGGGACCUGCGAUGUUAAGGCGUCUCUGAUAGGUUUUCAACUUAGUACAUACAAAGCAUGAUCUACAUGCUGUUACUUGAUCAGGGACUAACUUGGACUAUCUUUUAUCUUCUAAUCUUUGGGUGAAUCCGACGGCGAUGCUUCACCUGCGAAAACUGAGCGCGAGUCGGUUCUGAGUAUGCCACUAGGAUCAAGUGGAGCAACAGGGUCUGUGCAAGGUGGUGGGGCGACGCCAGCAGGUUUGAAUACUUCCGGUUUCGCUAGUACCACCCUCCCUCUCCCUCCAGCAGGCAGCGGCGGUGGCGCGACCCCAAGCAGUGGAGUAAUGGU